Messenger RNA from Triplophysa dalaica, 4225 nucleotides. RefSeq names its product phosphatidylserine synthase 1a (gene ptdss1a). The transcript is spliced from 13 exons. NCBI's taxonomy places the organism in Eukaryota, Metazoa, Chordata, Actinopteri, Cypriniformes, Nemacheilidae. The coding region runs from base 376 to 1773 and encodes 465 amino acids. Gene Ontology annotation, biological process: phosphatidylserine biosynthetic process. Gene Ontology annotation, molecular function: L-serine-phosphatidylethanolamine phosphatidyltransferase activity. The record is from RefSeq and is a predicted model, not a curated record.
UAAGGUAAUGUUAAGGGUUGGGAUAGACGUUAGCUGAUGUCAUUCAUUGUAAUUAUAUGGCGAGAUUUUGCACCACUUCCGGGCGUAGUUGUAUCCAUUCUACCAACAACCCAGUGACUGCGACACGCUGCAUUUGCGCGUUUGACCCACGCGGCUCUCCAUAGCGCGUGCACGCGCCUCACCGAAGAGGCGGAAGAAAUGUAUGUUUUCUGCCAUCUUUCUAUCCCAUAACGCAUCGUCUUUUCCUGAGCAUUUGCUUAAACGUCCUCUCACGUUUGCUCGCGGCAUCCACGCGUUAGAGGCCGACGGAGCGUGAACGCGUAAAUGCAUGGGGUUGCGUAGGUGCGAAAGAGCUGCAAACAUCAGGGGUCGAGCAUGGCGUCCUCGUACGGAUCUCAGACUCUCAGUAAGGACGAUGUGAACUAUCGGAUGCAUUUCCGCAUGAUAAACGAGCAGCAGGUAGAAGACAUCACCAUCGACUUCUUCUACAGGCCGCACACCAUCACGCUUCUCACGUGCACGGUGCUCAGUCUCAUGUACUUCGCGUUCACGCGAGAUGAAGAGAAUCCUGACAGUAAUGUUUGGGUGGGUCUGAUCCUGGUCAUCUCUUUCUUCCUGGUCAUCAGUGUUCUUGCGUUUCCUAACGGACCGUUCACCAGACCUCAUCCGGCCAUAUGGCGUAUAGUGUUCGGGUUGAGCGUGCUCUACUUCCUCUUCCUGGUUUUCAUCAUCUUUCUAAACUGGAAUCAGGUGAAAGCGCUGAUGUACUGGCUGGAUCCAAACCUCCGCUACGCCAAGAGAGAAGCUGACAUUAUGGAUUAUGCCGUGAACUGUCAUGUGAUCACGUGGGAGCGAAUCCUCAGUCACUUUGAUAUCUUCGCCUUCAGUCAUUUCUGGGGUUGGGGUAUGAAGGCUCUUCUCAUCCGCAGCUACGGCCUGUGCUGGACCAUCAGUAUCACCUGGGAGCUCACGGAGUUGUUCUUCAUGCAUCUUCUGCCCAAUUUCGCGGAGUGCUGGUGGGAUCAGGUGAUUCUGGAUAUUUUGUUAUGUAACGGUGGAGGGAUUUGGCUGGGAAUGACCGUCUGUCGUUUUCUGGAGAUGCGCACGUAUCACUGGGCCAGUAUAAAAGACAUUCACAGCACCACGGGUAAAAUCAAACGUGCCGUUCUACAGUUCACACCCGCCAGCUGGACCUAUGUGCACUGGUUUGAUCCAAAGUCAUCCUUCCAGAGAGUGACCGGAGUUUACCUCUUCAUGAUCAUCUGGCAGCUGACCGAGUUGAACACUUUCUUCCUGAAGCACAUCUUUGUGUUCCCAGCAUGCCAUGCUCUCAGCUGGUGCAGGAUUCUGUUCAUUGGCAUCAUCACGGCUCCCACUGUACGGCAGUAUUAUGCGUACCUGACGGACACGCAGUGCAAGCGUGUGGGGACUCAGUGUUGGGUUUUUGGGGCCAUUGCUUUCCUGGAAGCUUUAGCGUGCGUUAAAUUUGGACAAGACUUGUUUUCUAAGACACAGGUUCUGUAUGUGUUCUUGUGGCUCUUGUGUUUGGCCUUCAUCACUUUUCUGUGUCUGUAUGGUAUGGUCUGGUACGCUGAGAACUAUGGACCCAGAGAGAAGACUUUUUCCGAGUGUGAGGACAGUUUUUACUCUGAAGGAGCUGAAGAUGAAUCUGAAUGCAAAGGAGAGUUUGAGAUAGAAAGCACAACGUACUCCACUAGAAGGAAAGUGAUGGAUUCUGGAAAGAACAAAAGCAUCAACGGUGUGGAGAAAUGAGAUCGCCGGCGUUUACUGAACGGACGGAGAACUUUUGCACAUUUGUAUCACUCUUGUAAAGGAAGGUAAAGUCACAUGACUGCGGGUGAGAUCGUCUCAGGUUUGGUCGGAACAUUUCAGAAAUUGUUAGCGCUGGCGUGUGUUUCAUUACAGUCAGAGACGUAAAUACUGUAUGUCCAGCGUUGAGAUGGAGACUGAAUAACCUCGUCUGAUCUGUGCUGUUUCAGUAGCGUGUGUGAAUCUGUGUUUACUCCUCACACUAACUCUUCACUUCUCCAACUGUGUAUUAUAUCUACCUGAUCUCAAAUAAUGUCACUGAUAUCAAAACGCUUCUAUGAUUGAUCAUAUUAUAAGAUCACACGGUUUAAAGUCAACAUAAAUUAAACAUUUACAUUAUUUACUGAAAUGAACAUUCCUGCUCCUUUUGGGAAUGAUUUCAAACUUUGCCUUCUUUAACUCAAGCUUGACCCGUCUGGUGAAGUAACGUCCUGCCUUAGAUUUGUCACCCACGUGAAAAUUUGUAUAGUUUUUACUACAGUGAAUCACCUAGUAUACUGCAGUAAUUACUACAAUCUGUCAAUUCACUGUAGUCAAUGCUACCAAAUACUGUAGUACACUAAAGUACAAUUAUUAAAACUUACUACAGUUUACUAUAGUUAAUCCUCUAGUAUAGCACAGUAUGUGGGUCAAUGACGUGACAUGUAUUUUUUGUGUCCAAAUUCAUUAUUUUCCUAAAAAGAAUUUGAAUAAAUACAUGUCAUAUAUCAAAUGGAUCUACAAUAUGUCCUUUAUAAGAAACCCUUUUCAUUUAAUUGAAAUUCAAUAGAUUUUUUGAGUUUUGGUGUUUGAAAGACCAAAAAUGUCAGGUGGUGCGACCGUCCGAACAUACAAACAGAGAACAAAACUGAGAAAUAAAUGUUAAUUUUCUCAAUAAAAUUCUUAAUAAAAUAUUUUGGCAUGAUUUUAUGUUAAAUUUCUUAUAUAUGAGGGGAAAAAUACUCAGUGCUAAAUACAUUAAAUGUAUAUUAUUUUGAAUUAAUAUAUGGUCGCACCACCUGACAUUUUCUGGGUGGUAAAAUCAGAAAUCUUGUUUAAUAAUGAAUUAAUGCUCCCUAAAAUGCUGUAAAACCAAUAUAAAUCAACACAAUACAUUUUUUUGGACAUAAAAAUACAUUUUCAAACUGUUUUGCUUAAAAUAUUUUUUUCUUCUUCUUGAAAAUCUUAUUUGUCAUUGACCCAUUUACUACGGUUUAUAAAUUCACAACAGUCCAUACUACUGAAUACUAUAGUAAACUAUAGUACAACUGUUAAAUAAAUGAUAUGAUUACUAUGGUUUACUAUAGUAAAUCCUCUAAUAUAGGCUACGGCAGGUUUGCUCAUUUAAGUGUUUAAUGUAAGUUUUGAGGGUGUGGUAAGACCUGCGUCUGUUUGAAAUGGAUUUGAAAUAUCAGAAUUCAUUGAUCAACACUCAAAGAAAUACUUGAGUAUAGUAAACUGUUGUAAAGUGUACAUUUAUUGCCGUUGACUACAGUAAAUAUGAGAGUUGACUAGUGUUUUUCAUGUCCAGUGAAACUCUGUGUUCAUGUUGACGAGGUUUUCUAGUGAAGACUGAGAUGUUUCGGGCGAGUGCUUCAUCAGACUGACGUUGAGCUGAAUGUAGUUGAAUGGGGUUAAGCUGCUGUGGAUGAAGUUGACCCAGAUGUGACAGAACCACAUGUUUUUUUUAGCACUUUUAUGGUUUCAUCAUUGCUCCAGUGAUAUUUGUGAAGCGCCGGAUGUUUUAAUGUUUAAUUCCACGACCGAUAUCAUGCUUUCUCCUCCAGUGAUUUUCUUCCUCUGCUGCUGUUGAUUCUGCAUGUUCCAGGAAGCUCUGUUUGUGUUUUAUAUGAUGUGUUUUGAUCUAGAUUACACACUCCUACUGCAGUAUUCAAGCCUUUUUGGAUGAACAUCUUCUUUUCUUACAUCCAUUGUGUGCCUGCAUGUGUGUUUUAUGAACGGUUUUCAGUUGUGUUGCAGUUGUUUUGUGUGCUCUGAAGGUCUUUGUUUUCUCUUCUGAUCCUUUAUCUCAUCUCAGUGCAGACGGUUAUGAACCUAUGUACACCUUUGCCAAAACAUCAGUGUGCGUGCGUUUGCGUGCAUGAGAGAGAUAGUGUGUGUGUGCUUGCGUCUUUGAAUGUGUGUGCGUGUGUCGACCAUUGAAUGCGUGCGUGCGUGCGUGUGAGCCACUGAGAAAUUUGAAAUGCCUUUUCUUCCUGCUUUAGUUUUCAUUAAAACUGUUAAGGUAAAAUGAGUGUUUGUGUUUUCUGUGAAGUUCAAAUGUUUGUAAUUGUUUUUGUCACAACAUGACUGAACUUUCUGCAGUAACUUCCGGUUUGUUUGCAAAUAAUUGUAACUCAUGAUUCCUUGAUGUGUAACUGACUUUGAAGAUUAAAUAUCAUCUGUAUCUCCUGUA